Messenger RNA from Notolabrus celidotus (New Zealand spotty), 4321 nucleotides. It is a transcript of the gene fbxo10, whose product is annotated as F-box protein 10. Lineage: Eukaryota; Metazoa; Chordata; Actinopteri; Labriformes; Labridae. Bases 389 to 3337 code for a protein of 982 amino acids. The record is from RefSeq and is a predicted model, not a curated record. Gene Ontology annotation, molecular function: protein binding. The transcript has 11 exons. Gene Ontology annotation, biological process: ubiquitin-dependent protein catabolic process; protein ubiquitination; regulation of apoptotic process.
CCACUUUCCUCAGCAUCAGGUCAGCAUAAAAACAUAUAGGCCUAUAUUACAUGAUGGGUUUAAAGUGGUUAACAACAAUGUUAACAGCAGUCCAUGCUCAUGAGGUAAACGCCCACUUUUGGAAGCGGAAAACGGACCAGCUCUCUGGUCGUUUCCAGUGUCUGUAAUCUGGAAGCUCCUGAACUCCAUUAUGAUGAUACAUCUGCAUUGAUCAAGGGUUGUUAUGGACCCUGGAAGGAAGCAGUGAGAAAAAGGUCGCUAUCGUAGACAUGUAAAAACAAGUAGAAAGAUCUGGACCUCUCCCAUGUGUUGAUGCAUCUCACAAUGGCAAGCUCUUGAAAGGGUACCCCUCCCGUCACGGUGCUCUCCAGCCGGUGUCUCUGCUACCAUGGAGGUGGGCAUCCUCCCGGUGGAGCUGUGGAGGGUUAUCUUAGCCUACCUGCCUCUCCCUGACCUGGGCCGCUGCUGCCAAGUGUGCCGUGCCUGGCGGGAGCUCGUCAUCUCUUUAGAUAACACCCGCUGGAGACAACUGUGCCUUGGCUGCCCAGAGUGCCGACAUCCCAACUGGCCCAGUCAGCCUCAUCUGGAGCCUCCAUCCUGGAGAGAGGCGCUGAAGCAGCAUGCGCUGGCUACCCGGACCUGGACUCAGAACGGGCCAGAACCUCAGUCCUCUGCCUGUCUCCUCUUCUUCCGCCGCCGGAAAGACCGCAGGGUUUGGCAUGUGGGGCCAGGGUGUGAGUUUGAGACACUGCGAGGUGCCCUUGGAAUGGUGGGACCAUAUGACCGUGUGGUUCUCCAUCCAGGAGUUUAUGAGGAGCAGGCUGAAGUGGUGCUGAAGGUUCCUGUGGAGCUGGUUGGACUGGGACGAUUGGGGGAGGUUGCCCUUCUGGUGUGUGUGGAGCAGCAGUGCCCUACAGCCAGGCUGUGUAACCUGGUGUUCAUGCCACCCUGGUUUUCUACUGUGGUCUACAAGACAUCAUGGGGCCAUGUCCAACUCGACAACUGCAACUUUGAAGGGGCUCAGUUACAAAUCCGUGGCCCAGGAACCUGCCAGGCUCGCUUCUGCUCCUUCUCACAAGGCAGCUCUGCCCACUUGCUGGGUGUUGUCCUCAGUUUGUUUGACAGCUGUGACUUCUCUGGUAGUGACACCGCUUCAGUGACCGUUGAAGGUCCUCCAGUUUCAGAAAGGAACUGGGCUUGUAAACACUUAGCUGCCCUGGCUAGGACGUUCCCAUCUUGUAGCGUGUCUGGGAGUUACAAUUGCCCUCAAUUUGCCGGUUCCACUGGUGGGCAUAAGAAAGUUGGAGCUAAUGCCAAAAAGGAGUCUGUAAGUCCAGAAGACUUUCAGAGGAGGACUGGGGUAGGCCCAGCAUGUCAGGGCACAGUCAUUGAAGAUUGCUGGAGUGAUGGUGAACACAGUGAGGGAGAGGAAGAGAAACAAGAUGGGGGAGAAACUAUCAACACAAAAAACCUAUGGAAAUUGGAUUACAAACUCCCAUGUGACCAUCAUGGCCUUUCCCAUUUGCUUAAACCUCAGCUGGAUGGCUCUCUGCCACUGGCCUCCUCCCCAGAUCCUCCAUCUGCAACCCCUGAACCUCUCACCCUUCAGCAGGAAUUAGACAGGGACCCAGUGGCUCAGAUGUUGGCAGCAUCCACUCUUGGCUGUAUCCUCAGACGCUGCCUCUUCAGGGAAGGGAAGGGUGGUGUGCAUUUGUCUAAUUACGGACGAGCUCGUCUGGAGGGGAAUGUUUUCCGUGGGUUGAACUAUGCUGUGCGCUGCAUCCAGAACUCCACGAUAGUGAUGCUGAGAAACGAAGUGUGUGAGUGCCGUGCCUCAGGUGUGUUCCUGCGCCUCUCUGCUCAGGGCCUCAUUGCAGAAAACAACAUUCACUCAAAUGGCGAGGCAGGACUUGACAUCCGAAAAGGAGCCAACCCCAUUAUCUUGUGCAACAGAAUACACAGCGGUUUGCGUUCAGGGGUUGUUGUCCUUGGCAAUGGGAAAGGUGCGAUUCGGAGCAACCAGAUCUUCAGCAACAAGGAAGCAGGCGUUUAUAUUCUCUUCAGUGGGAAUCCUGUGGUCAGUGGGAAUCACAUUUUCCAGGGCCAAGCAGCAGGGAUCGCUGUAAACGAGAAUGGAAGAGGGAUGAUUACAGAAAAUGUGAUAAAAGAGAACCAGUGGGGAGGAGUGGACAUCCGACGAGGAGGUGACCCCAUCUUGAGGAACAACUACAUUUGUUAUGGAUAUUCAGAUGGUGUUGUGGUGGGAGAGAGAGGCCGCGGACUUAUUGAGGGAAAUCAUGUCUACUGUAACAAAGGCUGUGGUGUGUGGGUCAUGUCAUCCAGUCUUCCACAGCUCCUUGGAAACUACAUUACCCAUAACUGCAUGUACGGAUUGGCAGUGUUCUGCAGGAAGGACCCAGAGAACAUCGAGGCUAGGGAGGGGAACUGGCCAGCGCAGGAGAGGAUCGGUGGAGACGAAGGCAGUGGGGAGAGGAGGGGGGCGGAGGGAGAAGGGAGAGAAGGGCAGGAGAACUUGAAUGAAGAGGGGGAACUGUUUGCAUGGGAGAGUGAUCUGGACAGUGAGGAUGAGCGACACUCUGCCCGUCGUUCCAUCAGUGUGGCCCUCGUGGAAAGCAACUGCAUAAAUUACAACGGAGCAGUUGGUCUGUACGUGAAGAGCAGUGAACCCCUCAAUGUUUUUGCUAACCUGGUGAACAGUAACCGUGGCACUGGAAUUGCUGUGCUGCAGAGCAGUCAGCUUACCCGGCUGGUCACAAACUGCAUUCUUGAAAAUGGUCGAGGAGGGGUGACUGUGGAGAAAGACUGCAGGGUGGAGCUUCGUGGUAACGGCAUCUAUAAAAACAGUGGCCAUGGAGUCAGUUUCAGUGGUAACGGGCAGGUUUUGGAGAACGAUGUGAUUGGAAACAGUUCUUAUGGGAUCCAGGUCUCUGGCAGCGCUGACAUUAAGGUUUUGCGCAACCGUGUUCAACCGGCACAAGGCUGUGGCAUUGCUGUGCUGGGGCUUGUAAAAGGGAAUGUCCAUGACAAUCUACUGUUCCAGGGCCACCCUAAAAACAAUAAAGCGCUGCUACACAUGGAUCCUGGCAAUGAGGGCUGUGUGCUGCGCAACAACAGUGUCCUAAGGCAUAAUAACAGCUGUACAUCCGCUCCUCCCUGGGUUUUGGAAAACCCUCCCCCUCGUCCACUGGCCAGUUCCCCCUCUGGUCUCGCCUCAUCGCAAUAUCCUUCACGACUUGGGAUUUCCAUGACGACCAGGAUCAGUGCCACAGUAGAAAGUGGUUGCCACAGUGGCAGCAUGUUCUGUACCAUCCUGUGAACUCUGGCCAGCCCAUAGAAGUCAAUUUUACAAGAAGCUACUUUUGAACUGGGAUAUAUUAAACAUUUUGAGCACUCUAAUCGUCUUCAGAGAAGACCCUGCAAAGUGAUUCCCUCCCAGUUAGGUGGAGUUGCUGUCCCAAGAUGGAAGAGGAAGAAUAACCACUGAAGGGUCGCACAAGUCAUCUUUUGUAAUCUUAUCAUGUAAUUCCUGUGCAUCCAUACAGUGAAGUGAAGCUGGAGAAAAACAUGUUCUGGCAGCAUCCCCUUUUUACAUUCCCAUACUAAAGCUUUAACUCAAUCAUGUCCUUUUUCAUGCAGAUUUCAUAUUCAUAUACAACUGCUGUAAACUUUGUUGGUUUUGUAAGUCUGCUUCUGAGACUCCUUGGAUAGGAAGUGCACAUUUAUAAAUACUAACAGGAGUCUAAGGCUUCAGAGAUGCCAGCUCCAACCAUGAUACAAAGUAAAGCUGUGCCUUGUUUGACUUUUUGAUCAAUCAAUGAUUGUAGCUAGAAGAGGAUUGUUACAGUGUGAGGUGUUUAUGCAAAAUAAGCCAAAUGGAAACUUCUGCCUCUUGCACAGAGCAACCAUUUCCUGCUGAGUCUGUGUUUUUGUGUCACGUCCAUCAUGUUGUUUUAACAGGAUGCGCUUGAGCCUUUUUGGACAUAAGGAGGGAGAACUUUAAUAUCAUUCACAACUAUUUUCACAUGCCAGGCGGGGGCGUGUAACCACAUAGACUCACCUGGUUACAAGCAGCUAGAGAAGGAUUUUCAGUGUGCAAUAUGUGCUGUCUACAAAUGUGCCUACACGCUUUGACCGUCAACGCUAGAUGUUUUCUCUCAUCUAGAGUUUGUUUACAACCCCAUUUCUCUGCUUUUUUGUAUCUUCCACAGUAAGCAUUAUGUAAAAUAUUAAUGUAUAAUUAAAAACAUCACCACUUUAUUUGUCUACAAAAUGCUUUAAUAAACAAUUCUUAUUUGUUGUA